Messenger RNA from Anolis sagrei ordinatus, 2338 nucleotides. Its product is annotated as zinc finger protein ZFP2-like. NCBI's taxonomy places the organism in Eukaryota, Metazoa, Chordata, Lepidosauria, Squamata, Anolidae. Gene Ontology annotation, molecular function: RNA polymerase II cis-regulatory region sequence-specific DNA binding; DNA-binding transcription factor activity, RNA polymerase II-specific. Gene Ontology annotation, biological process: regulation of transcription by RNA polymerase II. The record is from RefSeq and is a predicted model, not a curated record. Gene Ontology annotation, cellular component: transcription regulator complex; PcG protein complex; chromatin.
GGCCGAGCGUCGCCCCCUUCUUUCCGGUCUGCCUCCCUCUUCCGUCCCCCUCGGCCUCCCCCGGCGCCUGGCGUUCCUCCUUUCCUUCCCCUCUGGCAGGCCUUCCGCCUGUUUUCUCUCGCGGUGAGGGGAGGAAGAAGAAGGAGGAGGCGACGGCAGAGAGGAGGAGGAGGGGUUCCCAGUUGGAGGCCUCGGAGCCUCCUUCGGCUUCCCCAGCUCCUCCUCCUUCUCAGGGGUUGCCUAGGCAACCGGGGGGGAGGGUUGGAGGUGGAGGGAAGGCCUGCUCCUUUCUCCUAGGCCUCGGGGCCUGCAAGAGGCGCCUCCGCCUGGAAUCUGUGGAUGAACAUGGACAUGGUCUGUUGUUUCUGGCAGAUGUAAAAAGACAGAGGAGCAGAGAAGGAGCAGCAAGUUGGAAAAAUAAAGAUAAUAAUCCUUCUCUUUCUGACAGUAGUGCCCCCCGUAGAGACACACUGUUUGAAAAAACAGAGAGAAUAGAAGGAAAAAAAUGAGCAACAGUCUUUCGUGCAAGAGACACGCAAGUUCUAAGAAAAGUGUUAAGUCUCACAGCAAAAGCCACAAAGAGGACAAAGCCUCAAAAUACUUGGAUUGCGGGAAGAAUAGCCUGUCUCAUCAUAGAAAACACGGUGAAGAGAAGCCCUACAAGUGCUCCGACUGCGGAAGGAGCUUCAGCUUCAACACCAGUCUCAACAGGCACCAGAGAACUCAUAAGGGGGAGAAGCCGUUCAAGUGCUUGGAGUGUGGGAAGGGUUUCCAUGUGAGCACCAGCCUGACUUCCCACCAGAUCACUCACACGGGGGAGAAAUCCUACAAGUGCUUGGAGUGUGGGAAGAGCUUCAGCUUCAAGAAGACCCUCAACCGGCACCAGCUGGUUCACACGGGGGAGAAACCGCACACGUGUCUGGAGUGCGGAAAAAGCUUCAGCAUGAGCGCGAACCUUGCUUUCCAUCAGAGAAGCCACACGGGAGAGAAGAAGUAUAACUGCUUGGUGUGUGGGAAGACCUUCGGCUUCAAGAAGACCCUCCGGAGGCACCAGAAGACGCACACUGGGGAGAAGCCCUACGAAUGCUGGGAGUGCGGGAACAGUUUCCAUUUGAGCACCAGCCUCAUCUCCCACCAGAGGAUCCACACGGAGGAGAAGCCCUACAAGUGCUUGGAGUGCGGGAAGUGCUUUCAGUGGAGCACCAGCCUCGCUUUCCAUCAGAGGACCCACACCGCCGAGAAGCCCUACAAGUGCUUGGAGUGCGGGAAGAGCUUCAGCCUGAAGGCGAACCUCACCCGGCAUCAGAAGAUCCACACGGGGGAGAAGCCGUACACCUGCCUGGAGUGCGGGAUGAGCUUCAGCCUGAACACGAACCUCAGCCGGCACCGCAGAACUCACACGGGGGAGAAGCCCUACACUUGCCUGGAGUGCGGGAAGAGCUUCGGCAGGAAGACGAACCUCAGCCGGCACCAGACGACUCACACAGGGGAGAAGCCCUACAAGUGCUUGGAGUGUGGGAAGAACUUCAGUCGAAACACCAACCUCCGCCGGCAUCAGAAGAACUCCCACCGGCAUGCAAGCAUGUGAACACUUUGGGGGUGGCGUUGGCCGUUCUGAGGCCACACAUCCAGCUAUUGUAAAAAGAGGAAUCUGUACAAGUGGCAACAAUUAUACAGCGAGGACUGGGCGACAAAACCCUUAUUUGGAGAGAUUCAUGUGCCAAUCUAUUGGACCUGGUGGGGAGUGGACCUCUCCCCACCCUAUUUUAAUUUUUUUGUCAUUUCAGAACUGAAAAGUCCCAUUUCCACCCCUUUCAUUGUAGAAACCAGGCCUGUUUUGCCAGUUUUGGUGGGUGUCGCUGAUGUGAUUUUGUUCCUGGAGGGCCUUCCCCCCCCCCCAAAAAAAAAAACCUGGACAUUUCUUGUGGGGUGGUGAUGGGCCACCUUGUCAGUCCACAUGGGAACUAAGGAAACUGAUUCCUGAGCAGACAUUAACUCUGGAAACUUCUCACUGCUUGAAAGCGGUGCGCACUGACAUCCAUGCUACAAAGACAUUUUUAAAACAAACAUUAGAUAGCACUUGGUGGGGUGGACGCAAACUGUUAGGAGGGUAACGUUUUUGUUUGCAAAGCCGAUACUUGGGUCUGUUACUGUUCGAGGCAGGGAUGGUCUUCCGUUCAUUGUUCUCUAACCAUUUUAGCUUCUCAUUUCUGACUUCACCCAAUACACUACAUCCUCCUUUCGACAUCCAUGUGUAAAAUGAUAGCCGCCAGCUUAGUAUGACGCUUCAUGCAUUCGACAGAAUCUUCAUGCCAUAAUAAACCCAUUGAUUGUAAAA